AUGCUUCAAGUUCGCGGGCCAGUGCUGGCAUCAGCCCGCUACGAAAAAGAUGAAAAACCCGGGCAGAUCGAAGCAGAGUCCAGUGUAGCCAACGUGCCCGCAGUCCUCUGGCCAGAAGGCAGGUCUGAAGAGGGGCAGCAGGCGCGACCUUCGCUGCAGGCGCUCCAAGACGAGAUGGAGCGCUGUCGUGUCGCAAACGAGGAGAUGAAACGCGCCGUCAAUGACGAACGAGAAAACUACCGAACCACGAUUCGCGACCUGAAGCUCCUCUGCCUCACGCAAGACGACGCCGAGGUCGCGCGGGCGCAGGGGCGCUUCCGGCAGUACUACGGGCUUCGUCAAAAAAUCACUGAAAGGUGCCAAUGCCGAGCCGCGGCCUCCGCUGAGUCUGAUCGCUUCCUGCUCGACCAAAUCAUCACGCUCAAUGCGGAGCUGGAGCUCGCCCUCGCAGAGAAGCAGGCCCACAAGCAGAAGCGCUCGCUGAACGGCUUGCGCGGUCAGCUUUCACACGCAGAAGAUCUCGGCGCAUCUCAGUCAGCCUGGAGCAGCACCGACGGGCCGCCUCAGCCUUCCGACAGCGGGCUGGAGUUUCGGAUGCGCGAAGAGCUGCUCCUCUCCGUCACUUCGCUGCAGCAAGAGAACCAGAGGCUCCACGAAGAAAACGUGCAGAUUCGGCGUGCGCUUGCGGCUCGAGGCAAGACUCAGGGGCCUAGUCGAGAGACGCCCGCACUGGUUGCGGUGCGCACCAUGCGACCGCUGCUGCCGCCCACGGCGACGGAGACAGAGACAAAAACUUCGAACAACGCCGAAGGGCGCUCGCUGAUCGCGAGAAGCACGCCUCGCCGACGCACGUGUGCCGUCACCUGGAGCCGACUUCUGCGAGGCCGACAGCCCGACGACGAGGCACUCUGCCAGACGAAAGUGCAGCAGUUUCUCGAGCGCGCAAGCAACGCCCCCUCCACCGCGCUCAGCCACGCAGACCUCGCUAAAGGGCUGCUGGCUGUCUUCCGCAACACAGAGGAGAAGAUGAAGUACUACCGCCGGCGGAAUAAGGUCCUCCAGACAAAGCUAGUCAAGCAGCGUUUGCGCGGCGCGGAGGGCCGGUCUCGGGGCGCGGGGGAGGCGGAGAUUGGGGACGAAGCUUUCAGCUUGGAAUGGAAGGUGGGCACCCUGGAGGCGGAGAUUCGGCGCCUGCGUCGCCUCUUGGAGUUGAGUGCCGGGGCCUCUUUGUCGCUCGCGACGAUUCACAGCUUCUUCCUUGAGCAGCGGCAGCUGUUGCAGAGGCAACUCGAGAGCGAGCAGGCGGACAUCGACGCGCUGGAGGACCAGUUCUGGGCGAUGAAGGAGAUGCGGCUCGAGUGCUUCGCAGGCGAGGCCGACGCCGGCGACUCGGAUCCGGGCCUGAGCGGCCUCCUUGGCGACUGUGGAGACGGCGACGGCGCCGCGGGCACCCAACGCGGGGGAGGAGCGCGCCGCCUCCCGAGCAAGAUCGAGGCCAUGGAGGAGGCGUUUCUCGCGGCCUACGAGGGGAUUUGGGAGGCGGCGGAGGCCUUCAAGACGCGCCACGCGCAGACCGCCGCGCGGCUCGCGCAGAUCCACGCGGGCCUCGUCAGCGUGGAGCGAGACUUGAAGAUGCUGGACCGCGAACAGCGCUCUCAGAUCGAGAGUCACAUGCAGGACUUGGCUGACGCAGGCGCCGAGGUUGACGGGGGCAGAGGGGUCGGCGGGAAGCCCUGCUACGUGCGGCAGACUGUCUGGCCUGCGUGCGCCGACCGCGAGGCGCAGACGGACAACACGGGCAUUGCGUCGAGGCGGCAGUUAUACACCGGCGAGUUCGCGGUGAACGACAGCACGUCGACGUCGGUCACGGUCUCCAUCAUCAACGAAGAGGACAUUGUCGUGAAACUCAUGCUUGAAGACAUGGAAUUCCCGCCCUGUCUCUACACCGCGGUCGCGGCGAUUCGCUUCCCGGAGGGCAGCCGGACAGGUGAAGCCGCGGAGCCCGCCACCGCAGACCCGGCGUCCUCCACACAACCUUCUCCUCAGCAAGGCGACAAGGCUGCAUCCGCGCAGAAUGCGCGCCGCGACACCCGGCGCAACGUGAUGAAGCGACGACGCUUGACAGACGAGACAGACGGAAAACUCAUCGCCAACAUGCUUGAAGUCGAGUACGUCCGUGGGACGCCCUGUCUGAUUUUGAAGGGGCAGCAGGACCCCGCGACGACUUCCCAGGAUGCGCGGCCGCGCUCCUCGUACAAGGAAGACUGCGUCUACAACGACAAGCUGGCCUUCUGCUUCGUGCUCCCAGUGUUUGGCAGCCCGCUCGUUCUCCUCAUGAUUCAGUGUGCGAAGCGACGCUACGGGAUGCUUUUCUUCCACCUUUGCAUGUACAACAGCCUGACGGGCUGGGUUAAGUAUACCUCGCUUCCCUCCAAGGAGGUCUGGCGGCGCUUCGGGUACCCCGGCGACAGGCAGCUGCUCGACGCCCUGGGCGUCCUCAAGCGGCGCGGGAAGGUCGCGGAGGCCGCGACCGUGAGUCAGAUCAUGAGGCUCUUCGAGGAGGCGUUCGCGUCCGACGCCAAGGCGGCGGCGACAGCUAUGCCCGCCGCACCGAUCGCGAGGCCGUUCGAACCCGAAGUGAUUGUCCUCUGCGGGUUUCUCACGCUCGGCGAGAAGACUGAGAUCCUCAAGGAACAACAGAUACAAGCCGCGAAGCUUCGACAAGCCAACCAAAAACCGAAGCGCACCGAUGCCCAGCGGCCGUCCCUCGCCGAGGCCCGGACUGCCGUCGCCGUUUCACCUGCCCAGGAGCUCCGAUCGCACAGCCUCCUAAGCCUGGCGGGGCCUGGCGGGUCGGGGGAGGAAGAAAAACUCGAGGGCGCUUCCACCUUCCUGCAGCUGAAAAUUUGCAUCGACUGGGACUGCUACCUCGAUGUCUCCUGUGAAUUUGAAGAGUGA
This is a messenger RNA of Besnoitia besnoiti, 2958 nucleotides long. RefSeq lists its product as uncharacterized. The coding region runs from base 1 to 2958 and encodes 985 amino acids. The transcript is spliced from 4 exons. NCBI's taxonomy places the organism in Eukaryota, Apicomplexa, Conoidasida, Eucoccidiorida, Sarcocystidae. The record is from RefSeq and is a predicted model, not a curated record.